Molecule: messenger RNA, 2439 nt
Organism: Chara braunii
Lineage: Eukaryota; Viridiplantae; Streptophyta; Charophyceae; Charales; Characeae
Source: the annotation of a GenBank genome assembly
GCCGAGAUAGAGGAAAAACGGAGGAAGCAGCAGGAGGCUGCAGAGAACAAGACAAAAGAGAGCAAGAGAGAUUCAGUGAGGGUUUCCAGCCCAGGGAUCUCACCGCAGAGCAGGACGAUAAACAGAGAGAAGACGAAGAGGAGGACACGAGUGAGAGCUGAGAAGGGUAAGGAAAAGCACGUGGUACCGGAAACGAUGAGCUCAGAUACAGACGUGAGUAAUGAGGAAACGACAACCGAAUCAAGCGAAGACUCGGAGGAAGAAACACUACGGAUUAUUCGGCUACUUCGUACCAAGAAGCAACGAUCGAAGGCGAAGAAAGCACGAGGACGAAAGAGAACUGUGAAGAAGACACCACCGAGCGAGUACUCAAGAGGAGAAUGUUCGAGGAGACCUGAGACUACAGCAACGCGGGUGAAAACGGUAACAGAAGAACCGAGAACACCGCUUACUGGAGGGUACAAAGGCAUUGCAGCAGGGUGUUCACAAGGGGGUUUCGUCGACUACACGUUACAAGUACUCCAACAAUUCUCAGCGAAAAAAGUUCCACAGCUCCGAGAGAUUUGUGAGAAAGAAGGGAUAAGAUCUACAAGAAAGGAUGAAAUGAUUAUGGAACUGGUCAAGAGACAGACGAAGCGGGCUUAUGGAGAUUUCUUCGAUACACCGCAGAAGCAAGACGAAGAGAAGCAGAACAGCCAAAAGACGGAGGCCGUAGACAAGACCCCGUUGGAAGUAGUCAAGACGGCGCAAGAGGAGAAGGCCGGUGCUACGGAGGUGGUUUUUAUUGCGGGAAAGCAAUGGACGAACGGAUGGAGAAAGAUCAGUACGGUAUUUGGGAUGACAGAGGUCGAAGUCAGGGGAAAGAUGGUGUUGCUGAAGCACGCGAAGUCGGCAUGCCAAUUGGGGGGGAAGGUGAAGUUUGUGCGUUUUCGCAAAACUACCACCACCACUGAACGAUAUAAGCUUGAACUGAUUAGGCUUUUGAAGCAUCCCAAACUGACUACUUCUCUUUCCCAACAGUCGACGACUAAGUUAGUAGGUUUCUAUAGGACGGCUAACUUAUUCGGUAGGAAAGAGAUGAGAGAAAAAUUGAAGCUGAAAAUAGAUCGAUCUCUGAGAAAGAAGAUGGGAGUUAGUGUGAGGCGGAGAGUGAUUGUCGAAUAUCCAUAUAACGCAUCGAUUCAGACAACUGAAGUCAGACGACAGACAGAGGCGGUGGUCGAUGGAAAGCUGAGCGACAAGGCUUUGGCCACGUUUGUGAAGAGAAAGGUGAGAAUAGUAAGUACGCGGAACAGGACGGUAGGGGAAGUUGCGCAUAAUCAUAGGUCCCACACCCAUACCAAAGCGGUGCGAUGCCCUUGUGAGGCUUGCGAUCUGCCGAAGCGAGAUGGUCACGUGCUCACACGGAUGUCCGAGAUGACCGACGCGCCGAGGUUCUUACAAAAUGCGCGGAAUGUUACGAGGCCAAAUGCUGAGACAUACUGGAAGGAUAUUAUCCAAGGGAUAUGCGCGGCGACAGCCCACCUAAAAGGAGGUUCACGGAAUGGAGUGAACGAAGCGUUUGCUGAUUCCUGUUUUAAGUCAGAGAGUGAACGAUGUGGGGCAUGGACAGAAAGUGAGGUACGGGUGUGGUUUUCCCGUUACCCAGAUCUGGUCCUCGCGCCUGUAGAUCGCAAUCCUGGCGAUACUGCUAUGAUCUGCCCGGUGCUGUACAGGCACGGGUUUGGGAGCGUUUUCACCUGGAAUCGAGACUACGAGACAGUGACGGAACAAGAAGACGAAAUUCUGGCGAAAUGCAGAAGGGAUUUCGAAGAAGCAGGGAUUGUUGAGAUUGGGAAGUGGAAGACGGAUGGGAGGUUUGGGAAAGCCUAUGUGAUACCGAAGGAUAAAGACCUGCAACGCUGGAGACCGAUUGCUCCAACGUGCAAUGACCCAACUGUGGCAGCACAAAGAAGGGGUGCGAGAGCUUUGCAUUGCCUCAUCAUAAGGUUCUCCAAAACGAAGAAUUUUCAUUUGAAGUCGACAAUGGAGCUCAAGAGUGAUCUGGGGAAAGCGGAAGACAUGUUGAGGAAGGAAGGAUGCGAUAGGGCGAUGGGAAGAUGCUACGAUAUCAAAGAGAUGUUCUCUUCGAUAUCGCAUCAAUCUGUGAGAAACGCAGUAUCAGAUCUGGUGAUGUACUUUGAAGAGCAAGGAUGGAGACAAGUAAGAGUUGCAAUCAGAGGGAAACUAUGCCAGCUAUCGAAGACAUACCGCAAAGAGGCUGGGUUUAUCUCGGUGAAACUCGAUAUGAUUAGGACAAUCGUGGAUUAUGACCUCACGCACACAUAUAUGACGCAUGGGGAGGUAGUAAGGAAGUAAAUUAUGGGGAUUCCUAUGGGAAGGAUUACAAGCCCUGUGUUGGCAACCGUGACAUGUGCGAUGGCAGAGUUUGCUUUUCUC